Molecule: messenger RNA, 336 nt
Organism: Monosiga brevicollis MX1
Lineage: Eukaryota; Choanoflagellata; Craspedida; Salpingoecidae
Exons: 3
Coding region: 1-336 (111 amino acids)
Source: RefSeq, a predicted model, not a curated record
AUGCACGUAAGCCGGGGUGGUGGUCUUCUCGCUCUCGCUCAGCAGACGGUUGGACGUCAGCAGGUAGACGCCAAAGCCACAGGCGUAGCCCAGCACCAAGCCGCGCGUGAACCCAAACAGCUGAGCCAUCUGAAAAAGCAAGAUGUGUGUGUGUGUGUGUGUGUGUGUGUGUGUGUGUGUGUGUGUGUGCGUGUAUGUGUGUGUGUGUGUGUGUGUGUGUGUGUGUGUGUGUGUGUGUGUGUGUGUGUGUGUGUGUGUGUGUGUGUGUGUGUGUGUGUGUGUGUGUGUGUGUGUGUCUCUCUCUCUCUCUCUCUCUCUUUUGUUUUUAAUUUUUAG